Molecule: messenger RNA, 504 nt
Organism: Staurois parvus
Lineage: Eukaryota; Metazoa; Chordata; Amphibia; Anura; Ranidae
Source: the annotation of a GenBank genome assembly
CAUCGGGCAGGACUCCGGGCAGAGGCACAUCGGGCAGGACUCCGGGCAGAGCACAUCGGAUUACCAGGCGAAGAGCAGCAGGCAGGCAGCGGGCCACCGGGCGGAGCGGCAGGCAGCGGGCCACCGGGCGGAGCGGCAGGCAGCGGGCCCCCGGGCGGGGCGGCAGGCACCGGGCCCCCCGGGGCGGGGCGGCAGGCACCGGGCCCCCAGGAGGGGCGACAGGCAUCGGGCCCCCAGGAGGGGCGACAGGCAUCGGGCCCCCAGGAGGGGCGACAGGCAUCGGGCCCCCAGGCGGGGCGACAGGUCUUGGGCCCUCAGGCGGAGCAGCGGGCGCCGGACCCCCAGAUGGAGCGACAGGUCUCGGGCCCCCAGGCGGAGCGGCGGGCGCCGGACCCCCAAGUGGAGCGACAGGUCUCGGGCCCUCAGGCGGGAGCGGCGGGCGCCGGACCCCCAGGCGGAGCGACAGGUCUCGGGCCCCCAGGCGGAGCGGCGGGCGCCGGACCC